GCCCUGCCAGCUUUCAUGUUUUCUUUUUUCUGUUUCUUCCCUCCGCAAAAUUGUCCUUCCGUGCUCUGCUGUCUGUGGUUGUGCGAGCGUGAUUUACGGGCAGCUCAGUCAUCGCACUCCUGGAUUGCGCCAUUUCCAGGCCUGAUAAGUUUGAGAGAAAGUGUAGGCACCUACCAUAGUCGGACGGACAAGGAGGAGACGACCACGAGGGAGAGCGGGGUUGUAGUGGCAGUAUUCUCCUAGCUUCGUGUAUAUACACAGCUGCAGGACGGGUCCAUUUGCCACCUCCAACAAGUUUAUGGAGUGCGGCCUAUGUGUCGUGGUGCUCAUAACUGCGGUGCUGCAAGUUAAGUUUGCAGAGUAUCACUUUCUUGAGGAUUACUUUUAGGGGUGUAGCAUUGCCACUCUGAAUACCCGUCUCUCUACGACAAGGUGCAUGCGCAAUAGUAUCUAAGGAGUUUUUUUUUUUUUAUUAAACUCUGUAACAAGGCCAAGAUCACUGGAGUUGAUGAAGCCGUCAUUACAAAGCGUAAUGCCAACGGGAAUGGGAAACGGGAUGUUCUUGUUACGGAGUUUUUCACGAGGGCGGCAGAUGCAUUCUCUGUAGCAGGGUUCUUUAUUAUUCUCGCCUAUUUCGUAGCCGGGCGUACAUUCUGAGUAUUGGAACCAGUUUUAGUUGUAUGAAAUCCAUGCCUAGGCAGUGAACUGGAGAUCGAUGUUCUGAAAGCAUAUUAUGGAGUCCCGACCAUUUAUCAGAGUGGCUGUUUGUGGCCUUGGUGUUCGUAUCCCUAUCUCAGCUAAAGCAUCUCGUGGUGGCGUGCACGCUGCUGCGAGCCCUUGCGAAUGUGAAAUCAGUUUACCUCAUUUUCCCACGGAAACAGUUCCAAUUUCUUUGGUAUCUCCCAACUCUAGUGCAACACCGGACUUCAAUGACACCGCAGCAAGUUUCUAUUUAGAUGAGUCAGCUCUUGAGAAGCUACUGUUGCCUUCUUGCAUGCCUAGAAGAACAAUACCCUGUUUAGAAGUAGCAGUAUUUCUAAGGAAGCAGAAGCUUGGUACGUUUCGGCUGGCCGUUACUCUAGAUUGGGCUGAAGGGAAUCCCGCUGUGUUACACAGUGGCUGGACGAGCAUUGGUAGCGCAAAGGUUGACGGAGGCAAACCCGGGGCAGGUGCUGAACUGCACGUCGCAGUUAAAGUAGAAGCAGACCCAAGAUACAUGUUUCAGUUUGAUAAAGUCACGGCGUUGAGUCCUCAGAUUAUUCAGGUGUCUAGCAAGAACCAACAGUCCAUUUUUAGCUGCAAAUUCAGCCGGGACAAAUUAUCACGGUGCCGUGUAGGUGCCAGUGAUAUCUCAUCAAGCACUGCGUGGCAUACGUCAUUAGAAAGUAGAGAGAAGAGGAAAGAGAGAAAAGGAUGGCUUGUCAUGAUUCACGACUUGUCAGGUUCCCCAGUUGCUGCUGCCUCUAUGGUAACUCCUUUCGUACCAUCGGCGGGAUCCGAUUAUGUUGCGCGCUCGAAUCCCGGGGCCUGGUUGAUUUUGCGUCCAGAGUCUCCUGGUGCUGAUAACUGGAGGCCCUGGGGUCGCCUUGAAGCUUGGAGAGAUAGGGGUGGUAAAGACAUGGGCUGCCGCUUCCAGCUGAUGGCUGAAGGUGGAGGUGUAACAGGCGUUUCUAGUGGGGUACUGACAUCGGAGAUCACUCUCUCAGCAAAGAAAGGAGGGGAAUUCACCAUGGAUGCGAGAAAGUUCACGCAGGAGUCCUCUUCUGGCAUAUCUCCAGUGGAGAGUCCUAGGAGAACCACUCUUAGUCCAAGAAGUAGUGGCGAGAUCCCCUUUGGUUUGGGAUUGCACGCAGUGGGAGAAUUCGUAAUGAUCUGUGGGGUCCGAGGUGAUAGAGACUCCAGCAAACCAUUGGUUCAGGUAGCCAUGCGUCACGUUAGCUGCGUUGAAGACGUUGCUGUUUUUAUAGCCCUUGCUGCUGCCGUGGAUCUUAGCGUGGAUGCUUGUCAACCCUUCAAGCGCAGGCUGCGUAAAGAACUUGCAGAAGUCAUGUCCUCCACCUGAUAUUCAGAAGACAUAAAUUUUUGUUAGCUACAUUUAAAGAGCGAUCUUGUGAUGACUGCACCUAAUGUCAUUGAAAUCGAGGUUACGACACUAGUCGUUGCCGGUGCUCGUAGGAGUUAUGGAUUGGGCCAUAAUUCAGGCAACGAGUGACAUUGGACUUUGGGAGGCUAGUCAUAGCAUUGUGCUUGUCUGGUCCUGUAUUUUAUUGUAAUUGUAGGGUUGUAGGGUGGAGUGAGACACCCUAUGCGGUGUAACAUAGUGUAAGCAUGGUUAUUUACAUGUAGGCUGCUGUGCCGUGGCCUUCUGUAUUAUAGAAGAGCAACUGUGAGGCUCAGCGUUUGGUCAUCUAUUAGCUGCAUGGAUUGCGCUCCUUCUUUUACAGGUUCUACGAAAGCUCUUUACCUUCA
Physcomitrium patens is the source of this 2469-nucleotide messenger RNA. RefSeq lists its product as uncharacterized. The record is from RefSeq and is a predicted model, not a curated record. NCBI's taxonomy places the organism in Eukaryota, Viridiplantae, Streptophyta, Bryopsida, Funariales, Funariaceae.